Microplitis demolitor is the source of this 3770-nucleotide messenger RNA. It is a transcript of the gene flz, whose product is annotated as serine protease filzig. The record is from RefSeq and is a predicted model, not a curated record. Gene Ontology annotation, biological process: proteolysis. Gene Ontology annotation, molecular function: serine-type endopeptidase activity. The coding region runs from base 170 to 3565 and encodes 1131 amino acids. Lineage: Eukaryota; Metazoa; Arthropoda; Insecta; Hymenoptera; Braconidae. The transcript has 7 exons.
UUAAUAUUUAUUAAUUGUUAUGGGUGAAGUGUUUUUGUUGAACAAUUCAAAUAUUUUAUUUCUUGAAUUGAUUCAAGAUUAAUCUAGUUUAUUUUUGUUGAUAUGUUAAUUUUUGUUUGUUCAAAGGAAUAAUUGUUUUAUUUAUUUAUUAGUACAAUCAAAUAAAUUUAUGAUGGCAUCACUAAGAUACAUUUAUCUACUUGCCUACUUGACAAUCUCCAUAACAUCGAUAUCCUCAGAUAACGAUCGAGGACGUAAAUUAUUUGGUGGAUAUCGAAUAGAACCAAAAGUAUGUCGACCAACAAAUCCAUCAAAAAUACGCUCAGAUGAACCAGCAUUAUGUAUGUUUAAUUACGAAUGUGGACAACGAAAUGGACAAGUCGUUGGUGCUUGCAUGGAUGGAUUUUUAUUCGGUGCUUGCUGUCAACUCCCACCCUCAUCAGUAUCUUCAUCAUUAUUAUCAACAAUCAGUGCAUCAACAAGGCAUCCCAUAAAUCAGGAAACUAAAACAACAUUAAAAACAAUUGAGACGAUAACUCAAAAACCUGCUGAAACAACCAAUAUUAAUUUUGAUCCAAAUUACUCGACAUUAAUUAACCAACAGAGUAUAAUUGAUGAUUUAUCACAGCCCGAUUUAUUGGAAAACUCAGAUUCCAAUAAUGAUCUUCAGAAUAAGGAAACGUCCGCAGAAUAUACCGAGUUGAAGCCAGUAGCGACAUUGACACGACCAGAUGAGGUUCUCCAAAUAGCUGAUCCAGUUUAUCAGUUACCUAGUUUAUUUUCCCAUGGGCUUCCUAGUAAUAAUAAUUCACACCUAGAAACAAUCUUGCUGGAUAAAAAUGGAACGGCGAUUGAUAAUAAGAUUGGUGAUUUUUCAUUUAAACCUAAAAAUCGUUCUACUCUUUCUCCCUAUCCAUCUUCAGCUGCUACUACAAAAAAAUUGAGUUCCAGUACUGAAAGUAGUAGUACAACACGCAUGCGUCCAACACACUACAUGAAUACCCAAAAAAUAUCAGAAUCAACAACAGAUUCAAAUUUGGUUCGUGUGUCAACAAUAAGUCACAACACCAUGUCUGGAAACAAAAAACACGAUGAUAAUGUUGAUUUUCAAAAAGAAGAAAUAGCAAUAAAUCACAUAAUAUCGAUGCUUAAUGCCAGUACACCAAGUGGAUCUAGUGGUUCUUCACCGUAUGAUAUCCAAAAAUUACACACAAGUAGCUCAUCAGUUCAUGGAUGGGUAACUAUAGACGAUACAUCUGAAUCAACAAAUACAGAAACUUUUCCUUAUACAUUUUUCAAACCCGUACAAUCAACUAAACCUGCAAAUUUUUAUCACUACGAAGUUGCAUCAUCAACCCCAAUAAUUUCCAAUACCAAAAGUAAACCAACACGUCCACCUAAUAUUAUUUUAUCAUCAGAUUUUAAUCACAAUAAUUAUAAUUAUCCGAGUACACAAAGUUUAUCAUCGAGUUAUCAUUAUUUGUCAACAAAACCAACAACUUUACCACCAGCACCAACUGUUAUUGUUUUAGGACCGCUUGGUACUAAUGAUUUUACAAGUGUAACUUCACCAAAACCAUUUACAAGACGUCCUAUCAAUCAACAACAACAACAACAACAACAACAACAACAACAACAAAAUAAACCCAUUUAUUCUUCUUCUUCUUCUUCUUCUUCUUCUACUUCUUAUUUCCAAUCUUCUGCAAAACCUUCGUCAUCAAAACCAAGUAUUAAACCUACUAUUAAACCUAGUCAAACAAAUAAACCAGGCACUACAAUAACACACAAUAUCAGUACAAUAAUAUCGACAGAUUCUAAUGCAGAUACUUCAUCAAGUAGUAAUAUUAUAUCGACAAGUUUUAUAAAUGUUAAAUUGAAAGAUACAAGCAGUCCAAAACCUUCAGCAGAAAAUGAUGCAACUGUUGUUACAAAAAAACCAACAACUGUCUGGACCACAUUGUCAACAUGGUCAAGCAAACCUAGCUUUCAAUUGAGACCCGGACAACCUGAUUUUGAGUGGCCACAAGAUAAUUUGACACCUGUCCAUACAAUUGUUUUUAAGCCUACACUAAAACCAUUGUCAGAAAAUAUUGUCACAACACCAGAAAGUGAUGACAAUGAAGGAACAACGACAAAUGAUCACUUGAUAAAUUUUCCACCAGAUCGAAAUCCAAAUUUGACCAAUUCAACUCCAACUUCUCAGCAAGAGAAACCUACAAUUGUUGAAUCAUCAAAUAAUACAAACUAUCCAGAAGUAGAAAUUCAAAAUGAAAACGAAAUUCAAACACCUGGUUUCAUUGAAGAUGAUAUUUUAACAAAUAAAGUUGAUGAUUUUGUCCACAAAAUAGUUGAUUCUCUACAGGGAAACUUUCAAGAUCUAAAGGACAUUGUUUACAAUAGGAAAAAUAUAACGACCCAAACAACUGUCCCCCCUUACGUAAGCGUAAUAACAAAAAAACCUCCGACAAAAAGACCCACUCAGCAAAAAGCAACGACAAAAAAACCACCGACUAAACGACCUGUGAAACCCCCCACUAAUUCUGCCACCAGUGCAAAACCCAUUAAAGUUACAAAGCCUGACAAAAUAACAACGUCUACAGUUUCUGGCGUUGGGGUGACCACCAAGAGACCGAUUGUCACGACCAAACGACCUUUCAAACCAACUAAAAAGGUUAAUGUUACUAACACUAUUGGCUUAAGUACUAGUUCUACAACACAAAAGGUCGAAUUACACAGCACCGAGGCUUCGGUUCUUGAAACUACCCAAUUUUCUACAACGCCGGAUUUUCGUAAAGAAUGUGGAGUAAGACCAAUGAUUAGAGGCGGACGUGUUGUGGGUGGUAGAAAUGCAACAUUUGGUGAAUGGCCAUGGCAAGUAUUAGUUCGUGAAGCCACAUGGCUUGGUUUAUUCACUAAAAAUAAAUGUGGAGGUGUACUUAUUACUGAUAAGUAUGUUAUUACUGCUGCGCAUUGUCAACCUGGGUUUUUGGCGUCAUUGGUAGCAGUGUUUGGUGAAUAUGAUAUUUCCGGUGAAUUAGAGCAACGAAGAAGUGUAUCGAGAAAUGUAAGAAGAGUAAUUGUUCAUCGUGAAUACGAUGCUGCAUCAUUUGCUAAUGAUUUGGCAAUUCUUGAACUUGAGAAACCAGUUGAAUUCGACGCACACAUUGUGCCUAUUUGUAUGCCCGAUGAUAACACUGAUUAUGUGGGUAGAAUGGCUACUGUUACUGGAUGGGGACGUGUAAAAUACAACGGCGGAGUACCAUCGAUUCUUCAAGAAGUUCAAGUUCCCAUAAUGGAAAAUUCAGUAUGUCAAGAGAUGUUCCGCACUGCCGGUCAUUCGAAACUUAUUUUAGAUAGUUUUCUGUGUGCUGGAUAUGCUAAUGGACAAAAAGACUCUUGCGAGGGUGACAGUGGAGGUCCAUUAAUGAUGGAAAAACCAGAUGGAAGAUGGUUUUUAGUCGGCACAGUAUCCCACGGCAUUAAAUGCGCAGCUCCAUAUUUACCUGGGGUCUAUAUGAGAACAACUUACUUCAAGCCAUGGCUCCACAGUGUCACAGGUGUUUAAAAAAUAAUGAUAUCCAAGUCCAUGUUCAAUCAUUUUACCAUUGGUAAAAUAAAAAAGAAAAAAAAAAACAGAAUGUGUGUACAAAUAAAUUUAGACACCCGUGUGAUGAUAAUAAAUAAUAAACCCUAAAUCAAUACGUACUGAAAAUUUCAGCUAAAAAAUCGAUCAUUGAUUAUUCAAUCGAUCUCCUUAGGAAAAAUUUAUA